UUUAACUUUAAGAUUAUAUACUACGCAGAGACGCUUAAUAGAGUAGUGGACGCUUUAAGUAGAAGGUCUAAUUUACGCGAAGAAGGUUAUAAAGAACCACAUAACGCCUUACUUAAGAUAAUACCUAAUAGCAGUCUAAAGUACAACUAG
Messenger RNA from Bipolaris sorokiniana ND90Pr, 150 nucleotides. RefSeq lists its product as uncharacterized. The transcript has a single exon. The annotation marks the transcript as partial. The record is from RefSeq and is a predicted model, not a curated record. Lineage: Eukaryota; Fungi; Ascomycota; Dothideomycetes; Pleosporales; Pleosporaceae.